GUCAACUUUAUAAAGGAUCCAAAGAGUCCAUGUUAGGAUAAAAGGUAGUGGUUCAUUAUUACAGAGACUAUAAGAAAAUAAUAAACUUUCAAAGUUAUUGAUCUAGUUGUUGUCAUGACCUAAAGUUAACAUAGACAUGGCUGACUGUGACAGAUGAAACAGGUAAUAUGCUUUUUUUUUUUACUUUAAUUUUGAAAUACGAAGUUGUUUAAUGCUGCCUUUGUGUUAUCGGGAUUAUCAUAUUUCCCACUUCUAAAGUGGUAAUAGGAGUAUGUCGCAUUCAAGUGCUUUGUUGGUGGAAAGACUAGAACACUUGUAUGACGCAAGGUUCAGUCAUACAUAUUUCUUGAGGAACCAUCUUGACUGUUUUGGGUUGAACAGAUCACUUGACUGCAUCACAUGACAACAAAUAUGUCAUCUUUCUCGAAUAUCUUGGUGAGCUAUACUUUUAAUUUAAGGUUAUUCGCUUUUCCAAAGCUGCCGUGUGAAAAGUAGUUCCAUGUAGUGGCACCCAUGUAUUACAUAAAAACAAACAGGAAAACUUCCUUAGUGUGAUUGGAUUUCUUGUUUAGACUUUAGAAUUGGUUAAAGGUGCAAUAUGUAACAAUUUUCAUGUAAUAUUCACCUUUUUUUUUUGCCAAUGUGUGAACGGCUUGUAACGCAACUUAAAAAAUGAGCCCUUUCCUGACUUCCUAGGUUGCCUAUUAAAGCCUGUAGACUGAUUUUCAUGCGAAUGGAGCGGUCGCUUUUGCCGGGAAAAUCCAAAGGAUGUGACGUUUAUACGUGCUCCCAAGAGCCUUGCCUCAGACAGUAAUAGCUUCUCUUCCGCUAUUCAACAGCGACAACAAAUUGCAAUACUAGGUAACGUUAUCUUAGAGAUGAAAUCCAGCAAACGUCCAGCUCCCAGCACAACACCAACUCCUACACAAACUCUGAGUAAGCCAAAAAACAAAUAAAAAACAAAACAAAGCAAAAAAACAUUUAUCUGCUGAACCCCGUCUGGCUAAGUAGGAACAUGAUCGUGGUUGAGUGAAAACUAGAGUGAACAUCGGCAGGGCAUUUGAUUCCUGGAGGACCUUCAAUUGGUUUGGGGAUCAAAACCGACCCUGAAUUGGCGUUCUUCUUAUUGGACAGGUAAGCUUACAUAACUGCAAAGCAUGUGAAAUAUAGUGCCAUAAGGAUUGAUCUGUGUAAUUUUAGCUAACUUGAAUCUUGCCUGCUAACGCUGACGAAUUGCAAGCCACCUUGCUUCAUAACUUUCAAAUAAUUUCAACGAUCUUCUCUUUAUACUAAAGUCAGGUAUACAGGAUAAAUGUAAGCAAAUACGCUGGUUUCAUGAUCGAAGUACAGCAUAUGACACACAAAACAUACAAUAGUGCAACAUAACAGUGCAGUUCAACAGUAAACUGUCUGGUAUAGUUCGGUAGUAUGUAGCUGUAUGUGUGUAUCAGUGUGCUAUGUUAGCUGACAAGUAGUUUUAGUUUGUAGUAAAACAAUCAUAAAUGUGUAAUUUUAAUUAUGCUACCUCAUCUGUCAGCAUGAUGCCGGUGGAUCACAUACAGUCUCUUUGUACGUUACAUCAUUGUUUUGGUCGAUGCUCGCUCGCGUCCCUGAGGAGUGUGUGCACGAGCGCGAGCACGAGCAACAGGUUGCUAGCUGCAGUUCACUUAAUGGCCACAGUACAUAGGAAAAUACUGCAAUGAGUGGCUCCUGUGAGUUAGAAGAUAAUGUCUCAAUCAGUCAUGAGGAUACAGACCAUUCCAGCUACUUACCUGUGGAACCCAAAACUUUCCAUGGAGUGGAAAGCGUUGAGGUUAAUCAGCAGAAGAGAGGGGGCUCUCCAGUGUGUAGCUGUGUUUCUAUGAAGAGUGUUGCGUCAAUGGAUCCUCCAGUUACAUUCCAGAAAGGAGAUCAAUGCUGUGUUUCUGUUCAGAGGAACUUGUCAAUGGAUAUACCACCUAGUGUGCAUAUAGCUGAUUCUUCCACUCAAAGAGAGCAGCCGGGAGAUUUGCACAGUCAGUCUCUCCCAAAACAUCAAAUGGCUCUAGCUGCUAUAUUGAGGCAACUUGAAGAGAAAGUCAUCACUUUUGUGAAAAAGGAGCUCAGAAAAAUCAGCAAUGUUUUGAACCCAGAUCUCGCAAAGUGUGCAGAGACUCAUUCAGAGGAAGAGGAAAAUGCCCAAGAAGCUGAAGAAGCUGCAGUCAAGAUCACAUUACACAUUUUGAAGGGCAUGAAAGAGCAGAGCCUCUUUGACAAACUAGUUCAAUUUCAUCAAAUCUAUGCAUGUCAGCAAAAGCUUAAAUGCAGUUUGAAGAGCAAGAGCCAAUGUGUAUUUGAAGGAAUUGCUAAGCAAGGAAAUCCAGCACUUCUAAACAAGAUCUACACAGAGCUGUACAUCACAGAGGGAGGGAAUGGAGAGGUCAAUAAUGAACAUGAGGUGAGACAGAUUGAGACAGCAUACAGGAGACCAGAGACUCAGGAAACACCAAUCAAAUGCAAUGACAUCUUUAAAGCCUUACCUGCACAAGACAAACCCAUCAGAACUGUGCUGACUAAAGGAGUUGCUGGAAUUGGAAAAACAGUCUCUGUGCAGAAGUUCAUUCUUGACUGGGCUGAGGGAAAAGCAAAUCAGGAUGUCCAUAUCAUGUUCCCAUUACCAUUCCGGGAGCUGAAUUUGAUUGCCAAGAACCAUUACACUUUGGAGCGACUUCUUAAUUUCUUCUUCCAAGAAAUCGAUGGAUUGAGUCUAUCAAACUUUGAAAACUACAAAGUCAUAUUCAUCUUUGAUGGUCUGGAUGAGUGUCGACUACCCCUUGAUUUUAGGAACAACAAGAGGUGCUCUGAUUUAACUGUGGCAACCUCAGUAGAUGAACUUCUCACAAACCUCAUUAGGGGGAAUCUGCUUCCUUCUGCUCUCCUCUGGAUCACCUCACGACCAGCAGCAGCCAAUCAGAUUCCUCCUGAGUGUGUUGACCAGGUCACAGAGGUACGAGGCUUCAAUGACCCUCAGAAAGAUGAGUAUUUCAGGAAGAGAAUAAAUGACCAGAGCAUGGCCAACAGAAUCAUCAAACACAUCAAAUCAUCAAGAAGCCUGUACAUCAUGUGUCACAUACCAGUCUUCUGUUGGAUUUCAGCCACUGUUCUAGAGAGAAUGUUGAGUGAAGCAGAGGGUCAUCAAAUCCCCAAGUCUCUGACUGAAAUGUACACACACUUCCUAAUUUUCCAGACAUUACAGAGGAAUAAGUACCAGGAACCACAUCACUUGGAUUCACACUUGAGUAGAGAGAACAUUUUGUCGCUUGGAAAACUGGCCUUCCAGCAGUUGAGGAAAGGUUAUGUGAUCUUCUAUGAAGAAGACCUGACAGAGUGUGGCAUUGAUGUCAAGGAUGCAUCACUGUACUCAGGACUGUGCACCCAGAUCUUCAGAGAGGAAUUUGGAUUGUACCAAAGGAAAGUCUAUUGCUUUGUGCAUCUGAGUUUCCAAGAGUUCCUUGCAGCUUUGUUCAUUCACCUUCAUUGGUUCACAGCUCAAAAUUCUCACGAAAUGAAUAUACCAUUCCAAGACACUGAAUUCGGGGAGCUUUGUGUGGAUUCAAGUCUGUUUGACCUGCACAAGAGUGCCGUAAAUCAGGCUUUAGAGUCGCAGAAUGGCCACUUUGACCUUUUCCUCCGGUUUCUUCUCGGCCUAUCACAGAAGGGCAAUGAGAUGUUGCUUCGUCACCUUCCAAUACAGAUAGGAAACAGCACACAGAGCCAUGAGGAUACAGUCAAAUACAUAAAGGACAAGCUUGGGGCCGGUCUUAGCCCAGAAAGCUCCAUUAAUCUCUUCCACUGCCUCAAUGAACUCAACGACCAUUCUCUUGUUGAGGAAAUCCAAGCAUACCUUCACUCUGGAAGACUUUCACCAGAGGUACUUUCGCAUGCACAAUGGUCAGCUCUGGUGUUUGUAUUGCUCACCGGUGAUAAAGGACUGGAGAUUUUUGACUUGAGAGAAUACUUCAAAUCAGAUGAUUGUCUUUUCAGGCUUCAUCCUGUUAUCAAAGCCAGUCGGACCGCCAUAUUGUCCACAUGUAACCUGACAAAGGGAUCUUGUUCAGCUUUGGCUUCAGUUCUUGAAUCAAGCCCAAAUGUUCUAAGAGAACUCGACCUAAGCUUCAACGACCUUCUAGACAAAGGAGUAAAACAUCUCUGCUCUGGACUGAAGAAUCCACACUGUAAACUAGAAAAGCUAAAGUUGGAGUUUUGUAAACUUAGACAAGACAGCUGUUCAGCCCUGGUUUCUGCUCUUAAAUCAAACCCCUCACAUCUGAAGGAGCUGGACCUAAGCUGUAAUAACAUUGGAAAUGAGGCAGCAACCUGGCUUAUGGGUUUAUUACCAGUCUGUAGGCUGGAGACUCUUAGGCUUUCAGGUUGUGGGAUCACCAAGGAGGCCUGUGCUUUCCUCGCAUCUGCUCUGAGUUCAAAACCAUGCCACCUUAAAAGGCUGGAUUUGAGUGAUAAUAAUCUUUGGGAUUUAGGAGUCAGUGUAUUUCCUGAUUUACUUAUGAACCCGAAUUGCAACCUUGAAGAGUUGAGAUUAGAGAGAUGCAAUAUUACAUCUAGAGGUUGUAGAUUUGUUUCGGAGUGCUCACGUCUAAGAGCUCUGGAUCUGUCUGACAAUGAUCUGCAGGAUUCAGGAGUGAAGCAGCUCAUGAAGUCACUGAAGAGUCCACUCUGUAAACUUGAGAAACUAAGGUUAUCACAAAGCAGGCUGACAGAUAAGGGUUUCUUAUAUCUGGCUUCAGCUCUGAUAUCAAACCCUUCCAGCCUGAAAGAGCUGGAUUUGAGCACAAAUUUUCCUGGACAUUCAGGAAUAGAGCAACUUUGUACAUUCCUCAAAAAAAGCAACUGUGCUCUUGAAAAGCUGCGUUUGGACUCUUGUGAACUCACUGUUGAAAUGUGUGGCUUACUUGCCACAGCUCUCAACCAAAACUUGAACCUGAGGGAGUUGAACCUGAGCAACAACAACAACCUUAAAGAUAAAGCUGUACAGAUGCUCUGUGAGGGCCUACUGGAGAGCAAGGGUGGCCUGAAGAUUUUAAAAUUGUCCAACUGUUCUCUCACUGACAGUGGUUGUCAAUAUUUGGCAUCUGUUCUUAGUUGUCAGUCGUGCCACCUGAGUGAACUGGACCUCAGCAGAAACUCCAUCAGCCAGCAGAGGAAGCAGUUUCUGAGCUCAAUUUCAAAUGUCAUUCUUUCAUUGUAGUUUAGGAGAAAAUGUAAUUUUGCAAGUGAAUAUAUAAGUAUAAGGUCUGUCUGAGCAACUAUGUUUAACAUCUUGUGUAGAUAAAUAAGAAAGUAAUGUAAUUUAUACAUGCAUAUAUACUGCCGUGCAAAGGAAAAAGGCUGUAACUUCGUUUUUGGUCGAAAAUGAUAUUUUUGAGACUUUCAAGACCUCCUUUAUCAUGUGGAUAAGUAUCUUGAGUCAAUUUUGUUGUUUUUUUGAGAAAAUAAUGGGUUGUCUUAACAGUAACUUCCAAAAGCCCAAGAGAAACCAAGGCAGAACUCCGUAACUCCAAUUACCACUCUUUGACUGUUUUGGAUCGCUCAAAUUGAGUUAGGGUACUCUGCCUUUGUUUAGCCGUGUGUCAAAAUUAAGUUACUGUGCCGGCAUGGAGUUACUGUACUCUGCCUUUGUUUUUACAUUAAAGUUUACCACAUUUAAAUUAUGGUGUAGCCUGUGUAUUGUCAUACAUCUGUCACUGAAGCAAUCUGAUACACACGAUACCUGAAUAAAAG
This is a messenger RNA of Myxocyprinus asiaticus (Chinese sucker), 5778 nucleotides long. RefSeq names its product NACHT, LRR and PYD domains-containing protein 3-like. The record is from RefSeq and is a predicted model, not a curated record. Bases 1700 to 5245 code for a protein of 1181 amino acids. NCBI's taxonomy places the organism in Eukaryota, Metazoa, Chordata, Actinopteri, Cypriniformes, Catostomidae. Gene Ontology annotation, molecular function: protein binding. The transcript has 14 exons.